UUAAAGCGAACGCCGGCUUCGAACGAUCAAUACCGCGUUAUCAACAUAUUUAACCCAGUGUGGGUGUUUACAUGCGCGUAGUACUCGUGCCGCGCUUAACUAAGUUUGACGCAGGUGAUAACGCUAAGUCGCAAUACGGUUUUAAUAAAAGAAAUGUAAGCCAGCAUGCCUCUACCGGAUCUUAUUAAACGUGCGUCGAGUUAUUUCCUAGGGCUCGAGUUCGAUGACAACGAAGAACCUCCCGAUUACGUCGACAAUGAAAUUUUAUUUUGUAAGAAUAAUGUGUGCGUCCAUCCACCGACAAUUGCGAGGCAUGAAUUAGAUAUUGUACAUCAUCCAGGAUAUAUGACAGUGACGACGAAAGUGUUUACUGAUCAGCACAAUAAUGCUAAACGACCUACGCUAUUUUUGAAUUGGAUACCCAAUUCCACUUUAAAGAAGUGUCCGUCAGCUGUUGAAACUAGCCCUAGCGAUGAAAUCGGCUGUGGGAUUAAACCUACAAACCCUCAAGACAUUCCGACCAAGAAGACUGUACAGCAAAAGAACAGAAAAUAUAUCAAUAACGAGAACGCCUUCUCUGACUCUUCGGACACGACUAGUCUGAAUUCGAAUUCGGAUAAACAGAGCAUCAAAUCAAACGAUACAAGGUACACCCAGAAUGAUACCACUCAAGAGGAAUUGUCAUCUAGUUCUAAGCCUACAAUAAAAUCUGUAGAUUCGAGUAAGGACGAUGUGUUUGUUUCUAUCGAUAAAGAUGAGUCGAAAGAUCAGAUAUUUGAAUUUGAACGGCACGUACGAUCCCAGUCAAUGACGUCUGUUAAUAUAACGAUUGCUAACCCGAACGUCGAAAACGUUGAUCUGACUCCAGAUUCAGUUUCUGGUAGCUUUAUGAGGUCUCUGUCUAUGAGUUCAUGCGACGAAGGCAAUCCUAAUUGGAUGAGCACACCUGAAUUCUUAGCUCUGAAACAUAAUUUAGUUUUUCCGGACAGCGUUCAUAGUUCCCCAGUACCGCAAAGACGACAACCUUUGAAAUGUCGAAGGUUCUCCGUGGAUCUAAGUCAAAUGCGAUCCUUGCGAUUAUUCUUCAACGACGACAAUUGCACUUGUGGUCAACUGGUUGUGGCUUCCAGGGAGUCUCAAUACAAAAUAUUACAUUUUCACCAUGGAGGUCUGGAUCAUCUUGCACAAGUUUUGCACAGAUGGCACGCACUAUUGCACAACAUAAAACUAACACCAGGUUCCGAAGAGCCAAAUUUACCAUAUCGUCAUUUCAUGGUUUGUCGUCCGGAGGUUCAAAAAUCUGAGCAACACCCCGAAGAAGGAAAAGUACCCAAGAUUACACCAGAACUAUUUUAUGGUAAAGUCAUGAAUGGGAAAGGCACGAUCGAAGAUGACUUGUUUUUAAGAAAGUGCGUUUUCUUUGGAGGUCUCGAUAAAGAGUUGAGACGAGAAGUUUGGCCGUUCCUACUACACUGUUACCCGUAUAACUCGACAUACGAUGAAAGAGAAAUUAUUUUACAAAUUAGAACGAGAGAAUAUGAUGAAAUUGCUAAGAGACGAUUGGAAAAAAUGACACCCGAACAACACGCCAUCUUCUGGAAGAAUGUACAAAGCGUAAUAGAGAAAGAUGUUGUCAGAACAGAUAGAGGGAAUCCUUUCUUUGCGGGCGAUAAUAAUUAUAAUGUCGAAAUAAUGAAGAAUAUUUUACUGAAUUACGCCAUUUAUAAUCCCGCGUUAGGGUACACCCAAGGAAUGAGCGAUCUACUGGCACCGGUCCUGUGUGAAAUUAAGUGUGAAGCGGAGGCAUUCUGGUGCUUUGUCGGCCUCAUGCAGCGAGCGAUAUUCGUGUGCACGCCCACCGAUAACGACAUGGAUAAUAAUUUGAGUUAUCUCCGUGAACUAAUAAGGAUUAUGUUGCCGCACUUUUACAAACACCUUGAAAAACACGUGGACGCCAUGGAAUUGCUAUUUUGUCACAGAUGGAUAUUAUUAUGUUUUAAACGCGAAUUUACGGAAGCGGUUGCUCUUCGCAUGUGGGAAGCGUGUUGGGCGAAUUACCAGACGGACUACUUCCACCUGUUCCUCUGUCUCGCUAUCAUCGCAGUGUACGCUGACGAUGUUAUCGCUCAAGAUCUCAACACUGAUGAGAUGUUGUUGCAUUUCAGCUCAUUGGCCAUGUACAUGGACGGUCGCCUGAUCCUUCGAAAGGCACGUGGACUUCUCCACCAGUUCAGGCAGCUCGUUCGAAUCCCUUGCACCCUUGUCGGCAUGUGUCAGAGAUGUGGCCCAGGUAUUUGGGACUCGACUCAUAGACCCAGUGUGGAAUGUACUGGAGCCCAUGAUUUCUGUGAAUACGCUGUACAGUGACUGGGGAAAUAAGUCGUCGAUUUAUACUACACGCAAAAAAUAUUUGAUGAUAUUAUGAGGUAUACAAAGAAGCGACCGAAAUUCAAUUACAGGUCCUUCGCCUUUCGGACAUUUACACACAACAAUAUAGACACAUUUGUGUUUAUAUUUUAAAUCAUGGGGUAUUUUUUAGGUGAUUGUUAAGUGUAGUAUUUGCUUAUCAAAGAUGUUAAAUGGAUUUUAUCUUACAAAUAGAAGAUGCUUACAAAUGACGUUAUAUAUGUAAUCUCGGCUUGAUUUAAUUUGCUUGAUAAUAAAAGUCAUUCAAUAUUGGAAAUUUUCGAUUGUGAUGUUCAGGGAUAAUUCUACUAACUAUUGUCACUUUUCGCAAUCGAAUAGUAACCUAAUCGUAACUGUUUAACGUUCCUAUUGUACUAUCCAGUUGCGGUUCAGUCGAAGUCGUCAAUCGUAAUAGAUUCGGGAAUGUAUCGUAACAAUUAUAAAUUAGUAGAAUUAUUCCAAGAACUAAUUCUGUCUGACUUUUUCAUUGGAUAUCUAAUUGACUUUUGUUUAGCUUAAAUUAGUGAAAGAGAAUUUGAGUUUUCAAACACAAAUAAAACCUAGUCAUUCAUAGUCAGUAAAUUAAAAAUUAAGUGUAUUUGAUGCAAGUUUUUAUAGAAUAUAUUAAUAAUAUGUCAAUUUGGUAAAAUAUGGAGUAUCAACAUUUACUACGUUUAAAAUUACAUAAGUUAAAUGAGAUGUUGUUGAUCAAUACGAAGUAAUUCUAUAAAGGGACAUAAUUAUAUACAAAUGUUCUAUGUAUGUGUAUAAUCGAAGCGACUAGUACUAAAAAGGUAUAGUGACGAAAAGAUCGAUUUGGAGUUCAGAGAAAAAUACUAAAUGAAUUCAUUGUCACGUAUGCCUUCAAAUUUUUAAUUAUCUUUAAAUAAAGUUUUAUCGUAAAGAAUCUCGAACCCAGUUUGGGGUUGCUAGUCACGAAAAUUAUCAUUAAACGGAACUUGCCUGCGCACAUUUGUGCAAACAAUGAUCGCGUAUAGAGUUUGUUAUGUAAAAAUGUAUGUACCUAUGUAUGUAGACGUACCUGAAAAUCGUUAUAAUAUAAACAAUCAAAUGUUAUCCCUAUAGUUGUUAUAAUUAACAAACUAAACUAUCAAUGAAUGUGCAAAGUAGUAGUUGUAUUUUUUAAUUGUAGAAUAAAAGCAAAAAGUAUUAACUAAAUAGGCAGACGUUUCUUGUUACAUAAUAUUAAUGCUAUAUUUUGAAAACAUUGCAAUUAGAUUAUCUAUAUAUUUAGAUAGAGUGUCGCACUUCAAAAUGACUAAAACGAGUCAUCUUUAUUUACUUUGUGUGCGUGACAUCUACGCAUGUCACUAGCCAAAGCCUUGCCAAGUGUACGUGUAAUUAAUAGCCAACUGUUGGCCAAUACUAUUUCUUAUCGACACGUUCUCAUCUUUGACAGUCUAUCCAGACAUAUAAAUAAUCAAAGCCAUAAAAUAAACCCUACAUAAUUUUGAUUUACAAGGCAUGUAUUAAAAACUAAUGUAACUAUAAAAAUGUAAAACUGUUUGAUUUUUAAUUUGUUUAAUUUGUGUUUAAAACAGGACAUAUCAUUGAGGUGAACGAUGUGUUCCUUACAUAAUCAAAAUAUAAAAAGAUUAUGAGAAAUAUAACGCAUUUAUGGUGAAAAAAUUGUACCUGCUUAAAUAAUGAAAAUAUAUAUUAUUGGAGUAACGUGGGUUCGGACAGAUAAAAAAUAUAUAAGAACCUUAAAAAAUAUUAUCAUUAAAGCCUAAGAAAUUAUAAAUAAAACAUAUAUUUAUAUUUAGUUUUUUGGUGAAAGAAUAAAAUAUUUUUGUUAUGGUCGAAGGUGGUCAUGCGCCAUUUCGUAAUUUUUAAAAAUGGAUAGGUUUUCUUCACCUAUUUAAAUCCUAAUGCACUGCAAAAAUGGCUUCAUAUUGAGCACGACUAAAGAAUUUAUGUUUGGAACCCUAUUGGAUGUUUGUAUAUCACACGAUAACGACCUAGGACACGUUUUGUUUUUACAAGUUUUUAACGUAAAAGCUACAUGAGUGAGCCGCCUGGGUAAUUUGUUUUUAAUGUUUUGUACAUUCAUAUAUUAUUAAAUUGUAAUCAAAUGUACAAAAUAACACUGUAAUUAAUUACUAAGAUAUUGUGGAAAUGAAAUAUCAAUAUACGGCUGUAGUAUGCAAUGCCUGCAUUUUCCAAAAAAACAAAAAAAAAAAAUUUGAAUGUCAUUCGAAUCGAAGUUCGAAUGAGAAAUAAGUACCGAUUUAAUUAAAAUUGUUAGUAUUUAAAAUCGCUUUGUGUGUCAAAAAUAAUAAAAAUUAUUAUUAUUGUCAUUAUUUGAUAGUAACUGUCUUAAAGUUGCUCGA
Messenger RNA from Vanessa atalanta (red admiral), 4760 nucleotides. It is a transcript of the gene TBC1D16, whose product is annotated as TBC1 domain family member 16. Lineage: Eukaryota; Metazoa; Arthropoda; Insecta; Lepidoptera; Nymphalidae. Gene Ontology annotation, biological process: activation of GTPase activity. The transcript has 7 exons. The record is from RefSeq and is a predicted model, not a curated record. Gene Ontology annotation, molecular function: GTPase activator activity. Gene Ontology annotation, cellular component: early endosome. Bases 166 to 2367 code for a protein of 733 amino acids.